AUACCCGAAUGGAGGCAUAAAAGUGCGGUGGAAGUGGGCAUUUGUGGCCCUCAAUUCCAGGGCCAAUAUUCGGGUUUUUACACCUUGACCAGGUGGGACUAAAGAACCGGGUGGCCAAGCCUUGUUGUUAACUUAUAUUAAAACCACCUAGGUCUCACUGCGCAAACUCUCUGUGAGAAACCGGGGUGAAAAUUGCCCCUAGAUUGACUUCCCCGCUAAAUGUAUGAGGAUCACUCAAACCACGGAGGCCAUGAUCCAGACGCCAAUUCUCUGACAAUCAUGGACUAACCAGUUGAUUAUGAUACAACUACUUCGACGCUUCGCUUCCCUAAGUGCCCUCACAGGUAUCCAUCCAUCUUCCCUCCAAAAAAAUAAUCCCAGAUUCCCCGUUCUUCUAACCCAUUCCCAUGUGUAGAAAUAACCGCCGCAAUGACCACCCCACUACCAGCGACCAAGCCCCCCCUAACACUCUAUACCUCUAUUGCCUCAAUCCGACAAUGGCGCCGGGAGCAAGCGAACCAGCUCAACAGUGUAGCCAUGAUACCAACAAUGGGUGCCCUGCACGCUGGGCACAUCUCCCUGAUCCGCUCCGCAGCCCGGUCCCACGAUAGCCUAGUUGUCAGCAUAUUCGUUAACCCCGCGCAAUUUGCUCCGCAAGAGGACCUCUCACGGUACCCGCGCACUCUAACCGCAGACAUUAAGCAGCUGGAAGAUCUGAACACAGAGCUGUCCUCCCCGGAGUCCUCCUCGAAGGGGAAGAUCGAAGCGCUAUUCGUGCCCUCGGUGCCGGAAAUGUACCCUUCCGGCAUACCCCUGCAACAGGAACUACAGAAGGGAGCAUUCGUGACAGUCACACCACUGUCUAGUCGUCUGGAGGGCAUCACGCGCCCACACUUUUUCCGUGGUGUGGCAACCGUCUGCAUGAAGCUUUUCAAUAUCAUCCAGCCGGAUGAAGUGUAUUUUGGACAGAAGGAUGUCCAGCAGACCGUCGUACUUAAGUGGAUGAUUAGCGACUUGCAUGUUCCUACGAAGAUCCAGGUCGAGGACACAAUCAGGGAGGAGGACGGACUUGCGAUGAGCUCGAGAAAUGUAUAUCUUGGUCAGAAGAGGCGGGGCUUUGCCACGUGCCUGUACAAGGCUCUUAGGGCUGCGGAGGGAGCAUACUUUCAAGAGGUAGCGAAGGGAGCAACGAUCAUUCCGAAAAGGGUUCUCACAGAAUCUGCUGAGAAGAUGCUUAGAGAGGCUGGGAGCGAUGAGGUUAAAACUGAGACUGAGUACUUUAGCGUUUCCUGUCCGAAGGAAUUGGAGGAAUUGGAGCAGGUGGACGUUAAUGUCGGUGCGGUAAUAAGUGGUGCUGUCAGAAUGUUGCCAACACAGGAGGGUGAGGGGUCGGUUAGGAUUAUCGAUAAUAUUAUUUUGAAGGGUAAAUUGGAGACCGACACACAAGAAGAGCGGGCGCCGCAGGGGUUGAGGACUGUAGUCGACGUUUAAAAUAAAUAGCAAGUUAAUCAAUUUUUCUAAUGUUCAUUACGUCAUGGGGGGUCACUCGAUGAGCUCACAAUCAGUCGGCUAGCAGUGAGUUCACGAUUUCAACCCGACAUCCAACUUCGAAGUCGGGCGCAAUUCCCUGAAGUGGCGACUUUUGGUUGCGCGCUUAUCGGUGUAUGAGUGCCUGACGGCUUUUCCAUAUGUCUGCGAUCCGUGGCCCCCUCCUCCUCUUGUCAUGCUCGGAACUAAUCCAACUUACACUUCUCCACUACUUAUCUUCCUGCUAUAAUUACUCCUCCGGAUGCUAGGGGGGCCCUGCCACUAGAAAUUAGUGGUCGGUAUUUAUAAUACCAUUUUCGGAACGAUGUAUCUAUUCUCAAAAUCACUCGAUGCUUAACAAAAUAGUGCAACUAUCCUGAACCUCACGGGGAAAAUAUAUAUACAAACAUACCUACUAGCGGGAUAAGUAUUUGUUCUCACGGUAAUGUUAUAUGAGAUACCUAGCUGGCGCAGUGGUUAAUGUGUCAGGAACCAAUUAACCACUGCUCAAUUAGCAGGAGUUUGGGAGGUCAAACCCUCUCACAAUGAGUUAUUAUUGGAGAAUCCAUCAUAAUAUAGGGUUGGCAGGUCAUGAAAGCCCGCCCUAUGGGAACUGGGAGACUGGAGGCCUUGGCUUUCCUCAAUACGGUUGUGGGGAAAAUCAGACCUGCUAUGAUACGAGCUGGGAGGAUCCGACCCUGGACCAUACAUGUCAAGAUGAGGUCCACAAUCGGUGGGGUAUGAUAGCUGAAGAUACUUUUUCAUUUUUUGCUUCGUCCGG
Molecule: messenger RNA, 2308 nt
Organism: Tuber aestivum (summer truffle)
Lineage: Eukaryota; Fungi; Ascomycota; Pezizomycetes; Pezizales; Tuberaceae
Source: the annotation of a GenBank genome assembly